AUGUACGCUGGCAGCCAAAAUAACUACCUUAUCCGACUUCCGAUUAAGCGCAUAUUUCUCUCGAUUGCAGACCGUCCUGGAUCAGAUGGCGGGUAUCGCGAACCCACAUCCCCCGGCGUUGGAGCUCCCUCGGGGUUCGAGAUUCCUCAGGUUGGUGGAACGUGUUCAGUUCUUAGCGGAGCAAAGCCGGUAUCAGGAAGCCGCUUGUUAUUCGCUUGUGCGGGCGAAGCCGUUGAUACACGAUUUACGCCGAUGAGCGGUUCAAUAUGGAAGACGCUGCUUAAAUUUGUGAGCCGGUUUUACCAGCGAGCCGUUCCUGGGCCACGAGCCUUUCCUGAGGCGCGAGCCGUUCCUGAGGCAGCCACCCACCAAAUUGACUUAGCGAAUUUGACGCGUCGGUACCACGCCAUCCUUUCUCCCCGCUGUGCCGCCCGCCCGUCCCGUCUCUGCCGCUGCCCGUGGUGCCCGUCUCUUAUCUCUACCAAUCCCGACUGCGUCGUGCCACCCCUCCAGGCCUACUUCAAGCCAUGCCUUCUCCACGCAAGAGGCCGCAUCAUGUCUAAUCUAUGGGGGACCGAACUUGACGAUAACCUCGUCGAUCCCCUCCUGCGAGGCGUAUGGCACAUUGGACACUUGUGUUUUGCUGGCCAGUACGGGCUAACAGAGUGUUAUGGAAGCCGGGCGCGGACGCCAACCCCAACCCCCCCCCAGCAGAGCACCAGUACCAGCACGGGUACCAGUACCAGUACCAGCACCAGUACCAGUACCAGCACCAGUACCAGCGCCAACGCCAACGCCAACGCCAACGCCACCAAUCCUACCGAGAGAGAGAAGACCCUUUGGGGCAAAACCUCGAUGGACGUUCGCCGCGUUACCAAACGCCGCCGUAGACCCGAGCCCGAGCCAGAACAACCGGGUUCGAAUGAUGACGCAGUGGCGGCCGAGAUGGCUAAGGACGACGCCAACGAGCGUAAGCUCACAGACAACAUUAAGAGUAUUCACGGCGACGAUGUGGACCCUUUCGGCUUGGAGUGGCAGGAGGCCCGUACGCGGUUCAUGAACGACCAGAAAAACUGCAAGUUCCGCAAACUACUUACAACCCAUGCCGAGCACCCUGAGUAUACAAACAUACUCAAUGUGGAGCUGCCAGUCCCUCGGGACUACCUUAAGCGGAUGACGGAUGCGGCCUGGGCGGAGGAGAGCUUCUUUAAAGUGUGGACAUAUAUGGAGGGGCGGCUGGACUUCAAGCGGUCUUCUAAACUGGGACAGUACUAUAUACGCAAGUAUAGGAGUCUCAACGAGACUCACUUUGCGUGGGUCUUCGAGCGGCAGCGCCGCCAGAAGAAGCAGAAGAAGAACUCCUCUGCGACGACCAAGGCCAACCUCGAACGAUUUGUGAUUGACGAGGCGCCGCCGUCGGACAGGGAGGAUGGAAGCAGUUGCGAUCGUGGUAAUAGCCCGGGCACAGGCACCUUCCAGUCAAUAAGCCUUUACAACAACUGCAAGAAUUUUCAACCACUCCACCUCCCGCCUCCCACCUCCCACUCUUUCUCGCAAGUCGCGUCGUUAUCCCUCUCGUUGAUGCCGUUUUUUAAGCUCAAGAUGCCACGCGCUUUACAGCAUCGUGCGAAGAAGGCGUUGAUUCGCCGUCGACUGCAGAAGCGCGAAGCUGCAAAGCGCCAGCGCCUUGACUCGACCGACCGGGAACGUGGCUCUUCGCCUCAGCGUCCUCAUCACAAAGAGCCGACCGAUAGCGACGGCGAUGGCGGCGAUUGGGAACCGAUCACAUCUGCUACUGAUUUCGACGACUUCGAGCUUGCCCGAGCCUUGAUCGAUGUAGUGAACGAAGCAGACCACGUCGUCUAUCCCAACCCCGAGACCGACGAGUAUCAACUUGCAGACGACGGUCCGCUCCAGCAAGAGCUGCAGGAACUGGCCGAGUACCAGUAUGCCGCUGAUACCAUCGAGAGCCACGACGAUGAAGCGGAAGGCAUCUCCGCCGCCAAUGAACAUGAAGAGGAGGUGCUAGAUACCAUCGCGGUUGCCGCACCCUGGGACACCACCGGUCAAUACCAAACCUCCGAGCCCGAAGACCCGUUCGCAGCCUCGCAACCAGUUGAGCAACACCGUAAAGCACACGACCUGUCGGAGUUUGCCUUGGGUUUAGGCCUGUAUUGCAUCAUUCACAGUGUAUCCCGCAAGCAAUACUCAACUCUCCUUCAACUUCUCAAACUGCUUGGUCAUUCCGAUAAGAUCAGUCGGUUGCCCGAUAGCCUUGACACUCUGAAGCGCCACGUCCGGGAAUCGAUACCGCGUAUCGACAUGCGUGUGGUCAAAGACCUGCCGCUGAACCCUAAGAAAGACCUCUUCUUCUUGAACCCUGUGGACCUCCUUCGCCGCAUUCUUAGCUCCCGCAUCUCCAGCACAUUACACUUCGGUAUGGCUCAACUUGUGGAUAACCCGUCGGAGGCGUGGCAUUCGAUGCAAUGGGCCGGCUCGGUACGCACCACCAGCGGCGAAUUCGCAUACUAUCCGCCCUUCCCUUCCAUGGAACCCAUCUUCCCUGGCGACAUUAUCGCAUACCAAUGCGCGUUCCCAGCCUGUACCGGCUGCCAUGAAAAGGUCGCUACAAAUGUCAGGGUCGCCACGAAAGUCCAUCUCGGACAGAUCCAGGCAAUGUUCCGCGAUCAUCGCGAUAGUUCCCGUCAUCUCGGCAACUUCAUCGGCGACCCCAGCACCGGGGCUGAGAAGAACACGAAAGGCGAUGUUGUCCUGGUUAUCUCACGGAUAUGUUCUGGCAAGUUCAUCAACCGACAGUUCGUCCAGAAGGGCAAGGCGAUCAAGAUCAACCCAGCCGAAGAUACACUAGAUGACGACGAGCUGGUCCUUUGCAUGAGCCCAAUGGAGCUUAUUUCACCAGCCAUGGUCACCGGCCGUCGCGACAACAUCCGCUUCGACUAUGCGUUUGGCAGCAAAGUGCGGUUCCCGGGUGAUCCAAUCGCUAGACGUGAACAACCAUUGAUCACCCGCAUAUUCGACCGGGAGCAUAUGGCGCUGGUGCCACCCUGCCUAGUCUCUCUGGUCCCUGGUGCCCUCGAAGUCGAUGAGCCGUUUGGCCGCGACUGGCUGGCCAAGACGUUCGCUCAAGGUGCAGAAGGUCGUGUCCGGUGUCUCCCGUGCCUGAACUUCAACGAUGGCUUUGGCCUGUAUCGCACUAUGACCAAGUCCAUCAUGGGCUGCUAUCUUCAGAUCGCCGCUAUGCCGAGAAGCGAACACACCCGCCAGAUCAACGUCCUACCGGUUACACUGGGACCACAUGGUGCCAAUAUGCACGAUGUCAUGAAGGCCUUGGCGCCGCUGAGAGCUCUCGACCGUGGUAUUGCUUGUCGCGGCCCAAUCUUAGUUGCCGAUCGUGUCUCGUCAUUUCCAACAACCGUGAUGACCUUCGACGUCGACGUGAUAGGCAAUGCCCGUGGCCAUAUGGAGAUGGUUCGCUUUCGUCGUUGGAUGGAUGAGGAACUGCACCAAAAGUACAAGAAGGAGGCGUUUUCGACCAAGCACGGUAUAUCUCUUGAGGCGCCUGCAGUCAUGUAUGUCGCCCCAGCACUGGAUCUUAUCGGUGGUCGCCCCAGUGAUGCCGCACAUUCGGAGUUCAAUGGUAUCACCAAGAUGAUACACCAGCUUCUCCUUGACGCAGAGUCUGACCUCAAGCGCCCUUUUGCCCGUGCAAUGGAGGCAGUGUUUGAUCAGUCCAAGCUGACAGCUAGCACUGCGUGUUCAAUUGACGCAACUAUAGCCACGAAGGUGGAAGAAGAUCGCGACGACAAGGCGAUGUUUGAGAGUAUUCGCCUUAGCAGACGGUUAUUUCAGCUAAUGUGUGAAGCUGCAGCGCAGUCCACUGACCAAUCGACCCGUGCUGCUCGUCGUCGUGGACGCGGUACUGCGGCAAACUCGCGCGCAGCUUCUGUGGCCCCCGCCGUGGCUGGCGGGAUAUCAACACCAGCAGCAGCAGCCGCCAUGGCCAACACUAUGGCUACGAUGGAGAUCGAGGAGGACGAUGCUGUCGACAAUGAUGUCAACAUCGACCAGCAUACCGUCGCCCAAAAAGCCCACAAGUAUCGACAGUGGAGCGCUCGCCCGAAUGUGCAUAUCGGCCUGCACUACAUCGACGUGUAUCGCCGGUAUGGAUUGGUUUCGUUGUUGAUGGUCUUGCCAGGAGAGAUGAAGCAUAAGCUAUGGAAGAACCUUGUGACUGUGCGCCUUAUCUUGCUGGAUGGCUUCCAGGACGAGCCGGAUAUAACCAAGAAACUGAAGAAUCUUGCAGCAUCGGUACCGACGUUGUUCUCUUCAUUGCUCCCGCACGACGAGCUUGCCCGAGAUGAUGCAGAGGACGAAGAUGACCCGUCCAUCACACUCAGGAUCGUUACCGACGGGUCUCAUCCAGCGGCGACUGUAUUGAUAGCGGUCAAAGCCAGGGUAUACAAGGCGAUGGGUUUCCCCACUCGCGAGGCUGAAUUCCAGCCGGUCUUUGCUCGGCAGGUUCGGGAUGCAUACCGGGCUGACUAUGGUAGGAACAUCAUCAUGAGUACCAAUUUACGGGUACGCUGGUGGAAAAAGGUCUCCUUCGCAGACAGCAACAACCCGACUGGGGCUCGGCGUCUCGUUUAUCAGCGAGGGCAGUACGUAGCUUUCCGGAUAGCUGGCGACAUCGGCCGGCUGGACCACAUCAUGACGCAUGAACCCAUUGCAGGCACAACUUAUGUCUUCCUCAUCGUUACUCCACUCCGCAAGAUAGAGGCCUCGGAGCCUCUCACGGGCCUUCCCUUGAUGCAGAUUGCUCAGCCCGGCCAACAUAUCGGCAUGGCACAGGAAGAUGAUCGCUGUUGCCAGCUGAUUGUCGGUUUACCCGCUCUCCAUCGCAGCCGGUUGUACAUGGUGCCAUUCACCACCGAGGCAGGAGAGGAUGGUCGGCGCUUGGUGACCAACAUCAACCAUGACCUCACUGACGACACCCAGCUUCUCUGUGUCAAUUGGCGAGUGCAGUUCACUUGA
Messenger RNA from Chaetomium globosum CBS 148.51, 5052 nucleotides. RefSeq lists its product as uncharacterized. Lineage: Eukaryota; Fungi; Ascomycota; Sordariomycetes; Sordariales; Chaetomiaceae. The record is from RefSeq and is a predicted model, not a curated record. The transcript has 21 exons. The coding region runs from base 1 to 5052 and encodes 1683 amino acids.